AGUGGGAAGUGAACCAGAGAGAAGUGCAAAGGAGAUUCAGGAAACAUCUUUCAAGUCUUGAGGGACAUCAGGCAUGUCCACUUCUGAUCUGGGCUUCGGGUCCUUGAAGGGACUGAGGGCUCGUUAUCUCCGAGGAUGGGAGGCAGGACCCCGUGUCUGCUUCCGGCUCUGUUCCUUCUCCUCAUCCCAGGCUCAUCUGCCAUCUCGGGUCCCAGAGCAGUGAGAGGUGUGGAGCAGGCAUCACUGACCGUGCGGUGUCGAUACGACCCUGGGUAUGAGUCCUACCCGAAGUGGUGGUGCCGGGGGGCCGCCUGGGGCAGCUGUCAGCUUGCCGUUAAAACCACUGGAUCAGAGAAGGAGGUGAAGAAGGGCCGCGUGUCCAUCAGGGACAACUGGAAAGACCGCUCAUUCACCGUGACCAUGGAGAAGCUCAGGCUAGAUGAUUCAGACACUUACUGGUGUGGGAUUGAGAGAGUUGGAAUUGACCUGGGGAACCGAGUAGAAGUGACCAUUGACCCAGCUGCAGAGUCGAUCUCCACGUCUGCCUCCUCCAAUGCCAACAUGUUCACGGCACCUGUUGCCCCAGAAGGGCACCCGCCCCUGCUGGGCAGCAUCCACUUCCUGCUCCUGGUCUUCCUGAAGGUGCCCCUGCUCCUAGGCCUGCUGGGUGCCGUCCUCUGGGUCAACAGGCCUUUGAGGAGCUCUGGGGGGAAGCCCCAGGAAAACCAGCAGCCCCCAUGCUCUUCAACAUUGUCCAGAGAGAAAGACCCUCAAAGAGAAGAGAAAGGCAUUUUUUCGGGCAAUGUCGGUGGUCAGCAGUGACUGUGGCUCUCGAGGCAGCGUGGCUCCCCUGCCUCAAGAAUCAGUCCCCUAGCCCCUGGAAACCUGCUGCUGUGAUGCUCGGGCCUGGGUCCAGUUUCGCCCUUCCCUGCACAGCCUCUGACCUUCUUCGUCCUGAAGCCUCCAACACAGGAGAAACUACAGGAAGGAAUGGAAGAGCAAAUGCCUUUCUUCUGGGCCCUGUUCCUUGGAGGACAUACAUGAUCUCAAGUCUGUGCCGCACACAAUGAAUUACAUUUGUCUUUGCAUUGUAUGCGGGGCAGGGCUUCAGCCAAUCGGGGCUUUAGAUUCUCUGUGUGUGUGCUGGAUCGUGUCCGACUCUUUGUGACCCCAUGGACUCUAGCCCACGAGGCUCCUGUGUCCAUGGGAUUCUCCAGACAAGAAUACUGCAGUGGGUUGCCAUUUCCUCCUCCAGGGGAUCUUCCCGACCCAGGUGUUGAUCCCGUGCCUCCUGCAUCUCAUGUAUUUGCAGGUGGACCACUGAGCCACCUGGGAAAUUCUAGAUCCCAGGAGGGGGUCUAGUAGAAAGUAGAAAAAUUUGCAAAAUGAUGAUAAUAUGCCAACUGCAUGUGAAGAUAUGAAGCUGUAAGUGGACAGAGGGACUUUGCUGGUCCAGUGGGUAAGAAUCUGCCUUGCAAUGCUGGGGCUGUGGGUUCGAUCCCUGGUUGGGGAACCAAGACCGUGCAGUGCAAUGAAAGAUUCUGCAUGACUCAAGGAACAUCCCGGGGGUGAUGCAGCCAAAGAAAGAAAGUAUUUUCUUAAAAAGUGGCAGAAGACUCUGGCGUCCCUGCCCUGAUGUAUUUUGUGUUUGUGUGAAAUGAGAUUCUAGUCCCAGUGCCAUCCCUCACCACACCUGAAGAUGAGAGCGACCUCACAGUCUCUUCUUUAUUUAUUAACAAAUAAAAUUGCAGGACACUUGGGGCUUCCCUGGUGGCUAAGAGUCCACCUCCCAAUGUAGGGGAUGUGGGUUCAAUCCCUGAUUGGGGAGCUAAGAGCACACAUGCCUUGUGGCCAAGAAAUAUAACAAACAGACACAAUAUUUUAAACCAAUAAAACUUUAAAGUGGUCUAUGUUAAAAAAAAAGAAUCUUGGAAAAAGCUCCACAGGACACUCAGUUAUA
This is a messenger RNA of Cervus elaphus (red deer), 1960 nucleotides long. Its product is annotated as CMRF35-like molecule 5. The transcript has 4 exons. Gene Ontology annotation, molecular function: transmembrane signaling receptor activity. Lineage: Eukaryota; Metazoa; Chordata; Mammalia; Artiodactyla; Cervidae. Bases 136 to 822 code for a protein of 228 amino acids. Gene Ontology annotation, cellular component: plasma membrane. The record is from RefSeq and is a predicted model, not a curated record.